UCUCUCAUGUACUCUAUUAUAUAUUACCCCACUGUGGAUGAAUACGAAUGUGUGUGAUGCAUUGCAACCCCUAGCCUAUCUUCUAUCAUGGUAUCAGCUUAGAUCUUUCCACUGCUUCCGCCAUGGACGCCGAGGCCGCCGCCGCCACCGCCGCCACGGCUACGCCUCCGGCGCCCUCCUCCCAACCUCUGGGCUCCAUCCCGCAGCCCCCUCCUCCACCCCCUCCUCCCUCCUCCGUAGUACACACGCCUCUCCCUCUCCAGACUGCGCCGCCGGUCGCCAGCUUCCCUUCUGCGGCCUAUAUCCACGCGAUGCGCGUCGAGAGUGCCCACAUCAACCUCGGCGUCCGCCUCGAUAUGAAAGGGGCCAACUACUCGACUUGGCGUGGCCUCAUGCUUGAGGUCAUCGACCAGUACGAUGUGGCGGCUUGGAUCGCGCCGGACUUCACCAACCGUGCCGGCGACGUGGCGUGGAACAUCGUCAACAAAGCCGUCAAGCGCUGGUUCUACGGCUCCAUGGUCACGGAGCUCGCCGGCUUCGUCCUCAACAGAGAAGCCACGGCGGCCGAGCUGUGGUCCUCCAUCGAGUCCUUGUUCGUCAACAACAGGCGCUCUCGGCGCUUCCAGCUCACGGCGGAGCUCUUCGCCGUCAAGCAAGGAGACGCCCCGGUCUCCUCCUUCUGCGCACGCCUUAAGGCCGUCGCGGACGGGCUGCGGAACGCCGGCAAGGUGCUGGACGACGAUGAACUCGUUGUUCAGCUCCUCCGCGGUGUCAACAAGGACCGUCAUGAGAUGACUGCAAAAAUCAUCGAGAAAUCUCAAACUCCUGUUCCCUUUGAUGUUGCAGUUGGUAUGCUCCUCCAGGACGAGAUCGGUGCUGACUUCUCCCCCUCGGGCGUCUCCCACACCGCCCUCGCCGUCCAGCAGCAUCCACCUGCCCCUGCCUCCUCCUCUGGCGGGCACGCCAGGCCUCCUGUGCCCGGGCAGGGCGGCCCCAAGCCUGGUACUCCUUCGCCAAACCAGGGGAACAACAAGCGGCGCCGCUACACCAACAACGACGGCUAUCAAGGUGCCGCCAACUCGCCACCGCCCUGGACUGGGCACGUGUACGCAUACCCCGUCUCGCUACCGCCUCCGCCUCGUCCGCAGGGGAUCCUCGGGCCGCGCCCAGCUCAGGCCUACACGGCCUACGCGCCGCUCCAGUACGGCGGUGUGCCGUCCGGACCGACGGGCUAUGGGGGGCGUCGUAUGGUUCGGUACCGUACCCGGCCGCCCCUUCUGGCUGCACCUCCGCAGCCGCACCGGCACCACACCACGCAGGCUUUGGAUGGAGUGGAUCAGGCGGCGCUGAUGGGGGCUCUCCACAACCAGACGCUGCAGAACUCCACCAACGGGUGGAUCGCGGACUCAGGCGCUUCUUCUCACAUUACCUCGGACCCAGGAUUACAUCACCAAGGCGGCGCUGCACCGAUGCAACAGUAGCAGCGAGCUCUACCCAAUCUUCGCCAACAAUGCUUCGAGUGACGCCGCCGUUGCCUUCAGCGCCACCGUCUCUCGGCUCACGGAUCUGUGGCAUCGCCGGCUCGGCCACCCCGGCGCCCAUACUUUUUCCAAUAAAGGGUUUCCUUCAUGUAAUAAAAACUCUGCUUGUGUACCACUUUGUCAUGCCUGCCAGUUGGGCAAGCACGUUCGUUUGCCUUUUUAUCCAUCACGUAGCUCUACUAGUGCUGCUUUCGAAAUAAUGCAUUGUGAUCUCUGGACAGCUCCCAUCUCCAGUGUUUCUGGCAACAAAUACUACCUUAUCAUCA
Molecule: messenger RNA, 1807 nt
Organism: Triticum aestivum (bread wheat)
Lineage: Eukaryota; Viridiplantae; Streptophyta; Magnoliopsida; Poales; Poaceae
Exons: 2
Coding region: 123-1481 (452 amino acids)
Source: RefSeq, a predicted model, not a curated record